This is a messenger RNA of Colletotrichum aenigma, 450 nucleotides long. RefSeq names its product Sugar transporter STL1 (gene STL1-2). The record is from RefSeq and is a predicted model, not a curated record. The coding region runs from base 1 to 450 and encodes 149 amino acids. Gene Ontology annotation, biological process: carbohydrate transport; transmembrane transport. The transcript has 3 exons. Gene Ontology annotation, molecular function: carbohydrate:proton symporter activity. Gene Ontology annotation, cellular component: membrane. Lineage: Eukaryota; Fungi; Ascomycota; Sordariomycetes; Glomerellales; Glomerellaceae.
AUGGUUACAAUACUGUUGACCAGGGGCUCCAGUGGAGCAGCAUCUGGAGCAGUUGCCUUCAUCUUCCUAUUCCAGCUCUUCUACGGCGUUGGAUGGCUUCCUGCCCCAUGGUUUUACCCGUCUGAACUUUCGACCACCCGAGUACGCUCCAAAAUGCAGUAUUUGAAGCGGACUGACGAGAAUUUACAAGCAAACAUUGAGUGGAGAACGUUCAUCAUCUUCGCCGUUCUAAAGAUUCUGUUCAUACCCAUGGUCUACUUCUUCUACCCAGAGACCAAAGGACUCGAGCUGGAAGAUAUCCCGCUCCUUUUCACGAAAGGUGGUAUCACGGGCGGAGUUUACUCGACUGGUGGAAGAACAGUCCAACCGGGCCAGCAUGCCUUGGAAGCUCGCUUAGAUUCGAAGCAAGGCGACAUUCAGUUGGAUCAGCUUGAGGAGGUGAGGGCAUAA